This is a messenger RNA of Oxyura jamaicensis (ruddy duck), 9404 nucleotides long. It is a transcript of the gene PRTG, whose product is annotated as protogenin. The coding region runs from base 76 to 3636 and encodes 1186 amino acids. Gene Ontology annotation, cellular component: axon; plasma membrane. The record is from RefSeq and is a predicted model, not a curated record. Gene Ontology annotation, molecular function: protein binding. The transcript has 20 exons. Lineage: Eukaryota; Metazoa; Chordata; Aves; Anseriformes; Anatidae. Gene Ontology annotation, biological process: axon guidance; cell-cell adhesion.
CCAGUCUCCUCCCCUCGCCCGCUGACCGGGCUCUCUGGCGGCGGCCGGCGGGGCACGCCAGCCGCGUCCCGCUAAAUGGCGCCGCUCCGCCGCCGGCCGCUGCUGCGGGCGCUGCUCCGGGCGCUGCUGCUCCCGCUGCCAGGAGUGUGGUGCUUUAGUGAACUGUUCUUUGUGAAGGAGCCUCAAGAUGUUACUGUCUCCAGGAAGGAUCCGGUGGUUUUAGACUGCCAGGCCCGUGGUGAAGCUCCUAUAACUAUUACGUGGCUGAAAAACGGAGGCAAAGUAUCUGAAAAUGAAAGGAUCUACACUUUAUCCAAUGGCUCUUUAUACAUCAGUGAGGUGGAAGGAAGGAAAGGAGAGCUGUCAGAUGAAGGAUUUUACCAGUGCUUAGCUCUGAACAAGCACGGAGCCAUUCUCAGUCAAAAAAGUCACCUUACUCUAGCAACCAUUUCUGCAUUUGAAGUCCAGCCGCUUUCAGCUGAGGUUCAGGAAGGUGGAGUAGCUCGAUUUGUCUGUAAAAUAACAGCAAACCCUCCUGCCGUUGUGACAUGGGAAGUGAAUCGAACAACGUUACCUGUAGCCAUGGACAGAAUAACCACUCUACCUACAGGAGUUCUUCAAAUCUAUGGUGUUGAACAGAAGGAUGCUGGGAGCUAUCGAUGUGUUGCCACAACAAUAGCCAGUAGACGUAAGAGCACUGAGGCAACACUGAGUGUUAUUCCAGCUUCAGACUUGAAGCCUUUUCACAAGCCAGCUAUUAUAGCUGGUCCUCAAAACAUUACGGCAUCUCUUCAUCAAACUGUCAUACUGGAGUGCGUAGCCACAGGGAAUCCAAAGCCAAUCAUCUCAUGGAGCCGGUUAGACCAUAAGUCCAUUGAUGUCUUCAAUACUCGUGUCCUUGGAAAUGGGAACCUCAUGAUCUCUGACGUGAAGGUGCAGCAUGCAGGCGUCUAUGUCUGUCGGGCCACUAUUCCUGGCACACGAAACUUCACAGUAGCAAUGGCAACUCUCACUGUGCUGGCUCCUCCUUCAUUUGUGGAAUGGCCAGAAAGCUUAACAAGGCCUAGAGCUGGUACUGCUCGUUUUGCCUGUCAGGCAGAAGGAAUUCCUGCCCCCAAAAUUUCAUGGCUGAAAAAUGGAAGGAGGAUACACUCCAAUGGUAGAAUAAAAAUGUACAACAGUAAAUUGGUGAUUAACCAGAUCAUUCCUGAAGAUGAUGCCAUUUAUCAGUGCAUGGCUGAGAACAGUCAGGGAUCUGUGCUAUCCAGGGCCAGGCUUACUGUAGUUAUGUCAGAAGACAGACCCAGCGCACCUUAUAAUGUCCAUGCUGAAACGAUGUCAAGCUCAGCAAUUCUGCUAGCGUGGGAGAGGCCGCUGUAUAAUUCAGACAAAGUGAUUGCAUACUCUGUGCAUUACAUGAAAGCAGAAGGUUUAAACAACGAAGAGUACCAAGUGGUCAUUGGAAAUGAUACAACCCAUUACAUUAUUGAUGAUUUGGAUCCAGCAAGCAACUAUACCUUCUAUAUUGUGGCUUACAUGCCUCUGGGAGCCAGCCAGAUGUCAGAUCAUGUGACUCAGCACACCCUCGAAGAUGUUCCCUUGAGAGCUCCGGAAAUCAGUUUGACGAGCCGGAGUCCUACAGAUAUUCUCAUCUCUUGGUUGCCAAUUCCUGCAAAAUACAGGAGAGGUCAGGUGGUCCUGUACCGUCUGUCUUUCCGCCUCAGCACAGAGAGCAAAAUCCAAGUCUUGGAGCUUCCAGGGUCUACAGAUGAAUAUCUCCUAGAAGGCCUGAGACCUGACAGUGUCUACUUGGUUCGUAUCACUGCUGCAACAAGGAUUGGCUGGGGAGAGGCAUCUUUGUGGACUUCCCACCGGACUCCGAAAGCUACCAGUGUGAAAGCACCAAAGUCUCCUGAGCUGCGCUUGGAGCCAAUGAACUGUACAACCAUUACAGUACAGUGGCAGCAGGACUCUGAGGACACUGCAGCUAUUCAAGGGUACAAGCUGUAUUACAAGGAGGAGGGCCAACAGGAAAAUGGACCAAUUCUCUUGGAUGCCAGUGAUCUGGAGUAUACUGUCAGUGGUUUAGAUCCUAGAAGGAAGUACCACGUAAGGCUGCUGGCAUAUAACAAUAUGGAAGAAGGUUAUCAGGCAGACCAAACAGUCAGCACUCCAGGAUGUGUCUCUGUCCGUGAUCGCAUGGUGCCACCACCCCCGCCCCCUCACCAUCUCUAUGCUAAAGCUAACACUUCAUCUUCUAUCUACCUUCACUGGGGCAAGCCCGCCUUCACAUCGGCACAGGUCAUUAACUACACAAUCCGUUGCAACCCCGUGGGACUGCAGAAUGCAUCUCUGGUUCUCUACCUUCAAACGUCAGAGACUCACAUGUUAGUUCAAGGUCUUGAACCAAAAACCAUGUAUGAAUUUGCAGUUCGUUUGCAUGUGGACCAGCUCUCUAGUCCCUGGAGUCCAGUUGUCUAUCAUACUACCCUUCCAGAAGCACCAUCUGGCCCUCCAGUAGGAGUGAAGGUGACUUUGAUAGAGGAUGAUACUGCUUUGGUUUCCUGGAAGCCACCUGAUGGUCCUGAAACAGUUGUUACACGAUACACUAUCCUCUACGCAUCCAGGAAGUCUUGGAUCGCUGGGGAAUGGCAAGUGUUGCACAGAGAAGGAGCAAUGACUAUGGCUUUGCUGGAAAACCUCGUAGCAGGGAACGUCUACUUGGUGAAAAUAGCAGCCUCCAAUGAAGUGGGAGAAGGACCCUUCUCAAACGUGGUGGAACUUGCUGUGCUGCCAAAGGAGACGUCAGAGUCUAAUCAGAGGCCUAAGCGCUUGGAUUCAGGAGAUUCCACAACUUAUUCUGACUAUUACCAUCUGGACCAGAAAUCAAUGACUGGCAUUGUUGUUGGGGUUUGCAUAGCCUUGACCUGCAUCCUUAUCUGCAUCCUGAUCUUAAUUUAUCGCAGUAAAGCCAGGAAAACAUCUGCCCCUAAACCUGUGCAGCAAAGUACUGACCAGCUGUCACAUACCAGCAUCUCAUUAGCCAGCGCUAAUGAGGCGGAGAAGAGUAUUGAAGGAAUCGCAGAGAAUGCAGAAUCCUUGUUGCCAAUGAUAGUGGGAAACAGCUUCAUCGAUGCUAAGGGGGGGUCUGAUCUAAUUAUUAACAGCUAUGGGCCUGUCACAAAAGCCAACUGCAAGAAGAGGUGGCUGUUCUUCCAGGAUACUAAGAAGGUGAAGGCUGAGGAGCCUCAGAGGAGAUUUGUCCAGGCAGUGUGUCUGUAUCAGCCAAGCACCACUGUGCUGAUCAGUGAGGAUGGCUCCCCCAGCUCUCCUGGCCAGCAGUCUAAUUUCCAGGUGCCAUUCAGUAUUGCUGCCGACACGGAGCACUCGGCCAACAGCGAAGGAAGUCAUGAGACUGGUGACUCUGGAAGAUUUUCUCAUGAGUCCAAUGAUGAGAUACACCUCUCCUCUGUGGCAAGUGCCACCCCUCCUGCUACCAGUCAUUUUGUAAGCAGUGGCUUGGGUACGAACAUGAUGAGCCCUGCCAUCAGCAACUGCAAAGAAUCUCCUCUGCCGUUCACUGCUGACCAGACUGCUACCUCAGCUCUUCAGAUAUGCUCUGCAGUGCAAAACUGACAUCCUUAGGACCACACCAGACAUUCUCGCAGUGUAUGUCUGUUCGAAGGACAAUGAACAGGAAGCCAAAGUUUUAUUGUGGAAAGCCUGACCAACCCAGCAGGUGAUCCCAAGUUUCUGUUGAAUGUUUUAUAUUUGUUUAUUUUUAACUCACUCAUUUUGAAUGUUCAGUGGUCAACAAAUGUGAAAGGACAGUGAAGAUUUCUGACUAAAGUUAAGAAUAUGUCACUGGAGCAAAGGGAAGGCUUUAGGCCCUUUUGCUGACUAUCUACCUCAGUUUGCCGAGAGGUGAACUCUGAAUGACAACUGCUUUACCUCGUUUGUGUUCUAGUUGGUCUCAGCUAUGGAACUGACGAUACUUCCUAGUAGUGUUGUUUUAUUUUGGGUUUCUUUUUUUUUCAGUUGUGCGUAGAAUGUGUGUGUGUGUGCGUGUGUGCGCUCAGUGAUCAGGGAGUUGUAUAGGUAGAUGAACAAGAUUGUUUAGCUGAAGCUCUGUCUUUGAAAAGAAGGAAAUCUUAGAGUAUGAAAUGUAAUGGUUGAAUGUGGUUGACCUAAAGGAUGUUGAAAACUGCGAAAACUGGAGUUGGUGCUUCCACACGCACAGCCACAUGAAAUCUUUUGUACCUCUUGAUUUCUCCUAGCCCCAGUAAACCUGGGACAGUGCCUUUCCCCCAGAAACUUGUGCCAGCACCCGCUGACCGGAUGAAUGCUAUAUCCUUAGGGCUCUGGGGCAUGUUGGGUUCCCUACAGUGACAAAUACUGCCCAGUUAUUGACAGGUGGUGCUAAAAAGCAUGGCAAAAUGAGGAAGUAUGCAGUAUUUCCAAACAGUUUGAUUCUGCCUGAGAGACGUGGAAUAAUGCUGAGUAUUCUGGUGUUGCAGUACUUCUUAGCAAUGGUGCCUUGCAUUAUGUAUAAUGAAAUUACUGAUUUGCCUUAUGCCUUUUUAGUAUUCAUAAAAUUGCUUUGGAGUACAGAAGGAUGCCUUAAAUGCUUCUUAGAUGUUAUAAAGGAAACUGUAUCGUGAAUUAAUUUCUUACCCAGCUUAGAGUGCUGAUAAGCACUGCUAGCUUCUCGGUAUGUCUCAGAGCUGUUGUUGGGAUGCAGCCCUGCUCCUUGCCUUUGCCUAGCAUGCUGUUAGCCAGGAAUUUAGCUCAGGGAGUGACUUGACCCACAAGCCAAUCUAAAACUCUCAUUAGGCUACCGUAAGAAAUAGAAAGCCAGAGCUUUAGUUGAAGAGUCUGUUGAAGGAGGUGAGUACUGCUACUGCCUUGAACCGAUACAAUUCCUGUUUUAUACUACCUCCUUUAAGAGUUGUUCUAGUGUGGUUUUUUGUUUGUUUGUUUGUUUUUCCUGUACUCAGGGAACAGUUUGUUACUUUUGAGCUGCCUCCCGAAAAUGUGGAGCAAACUGACAGGGUAUCAUGUUUUAUUUCUUAAUGGGGUAGGGGGUGAGGGAGAGAGGGAGGAGAGGUUGGAUUCAUCCAAUGUUCUAAACUUGCCUAUAUAUCCAGUCCUCUGCUCUGUUUUCCCCAUUUUACUUAAAAAAAAAAAAAAAAAAAAAAAAAAAGGCAUUUUUUUACUUUAAAAAAUGUUUAAAAUGUAAUGUGAGAAAGCAACCAUAGCAACUCCUGGCUCUAUUUAAGUCUGUUGGAACUGCCACUGAACUUAAGGUAGGCCAGGCUGGCUUUUGUAUUGUUCCGUAGGUAUCAAAAGGUGGUCAGAAGUCAUCGACAAGCCCUGCCCUUCUGUCUUUCAUUUUGAUGAAUCGCCCUGUAGCCACGGUAGUUCUUCAGCUUGUAACCGUUUGCUAGUUCAGAACCAGACAGUACGUGUUCACUUUUUAAUCACAGUGUUGAUCGAAAGGCUUUUAAAAUAAUCUUGUACCAAAGACCAAUCUGUAGAAGAGAAGGAAGCUGCAUAUCUUCCAUAAUUGAGCUAGUUAAAAGGUACAGGUGUGAACAGCUGAAUACAUUUUGUUGUAUAAGUAGUCACUAACAAAACCAACAGGGCUUCGACUGAUUGUAGUAGUUGAUUGCAUAGAUGUUGUAUGCUUCUACAAUUUUAACUACCUUGUUACAAGAGCCUUUAAAGAAAGUUAUAAUGAUACCAGCAGAUAUCUCCAAAGACUUCCAAGUGUAAUUUUUUUUCUUCAGCAUGUAGCUGCAUCAACAGUACAGUAUUAAAAAUAUUUUUGAACGUUUUUCUACUUGCUGAAGAAAAAGAAAACAUUUUCACCAAAGAUUUAUUUUUGAUCUCAUCAGGCAGAAUGUUUAGUGUACAGCAGAGUACUGCUUCUAGUUAGGUAAAGCGUGAAUUAACUGAACCUAGAUUAAGAAUGUGUAACUGUAGCAUGAAGUUUCACACUUCAUCUUUCAGAGUAGCCUCUUUUCUUAGUUUCAUUCAGAAAGAGCUGAUGUGCAGAUGGUAACUAUUUGCUUCUCCAAAGACUUGUUUGCUGUGAGUACUGAUAAUCUGAUGUCAUUUUAUGCAUUUUAGCAUCAUUUCUUUACAAGUAAAUAUUUUAAAUCCUAAACUUUUUCAUCCAAAGACUCACUCUGUAGUUUAACCCAUGGUGAAUUUGAGAGAAAAAGGCUUAAUACGAAAUUUGUCACUCUAGUAUAGAAGUUCUAACUUCAAUAGCCAGAGAUCAAAAUAUUCAAUUCCCUAGAGAAAAGUGUAUCCAGAAUUCUAUCAAUCAUUUAAUGUUUUUUUUAAUUAAGGUACUUUUUAUCAGCAAAUAAAGAAAACCAAAGAUAUUUAAGGUUACCUCAGCAUAUAGGCAAGCUUAGUUAGACAUUAAUUAUUCUGUCUUUUCCUUUAUUUUUAUGUUAACCAAAUAUAAUACGUUUCUCCAGAACCCAGUCUACAUUCAUAUGCUUCCCUUUAUUGUGUCACAUAGUUAAUUUUAGUUCUAUUUACACGUUUACUGCAGAACAAACAAUGCAAUCUCCUCAGAAAUUCAUGUUUUAUUAUUAAUAUGUUACCAUAUUUUUGUGAGGGAAUAGUUGUUUGAUGAUUAAAAACUCCACCAAUGUAGGCAGAGGAAUGUCUAGAAAAAAUCUGUAAAAAUCGAUGCCUUUUCUACCGAACUGAAUAGCAGAAUUUGUGAUUUUUAACAGUGCAAAAUCAGGCUCAACGUUUAAAUGCUUCAUAUCCUUGAAUCCUUCAAAUUAGAGAUAUGGCAUUAGAGACAUCAGCUUUCUUAAAAGUUCAGACUUCUUACAAUAUAAGGAAAUCAGUUCCUCAUAAAUGAACUUUAUUCAUUCCAUUUGCCUAGAGAAAGCUGGGAGACAGAACAGGUUACAGGUUUUCCAGUAUUUAUUCUUGGUUUUGUCUGUAAAACUGGGUCCUGGAGAAAACACUAUCAAUUUUUUAAUUAUGAAUUCAGUAUGUUCUGGAAGAUGAACGUAAAUGUGGAAUUUAGUGUUACACUAUGUGAAUUGAUUUUGUUUAAGUGUAUUAAGAAGUAAAGAGCCAUGGCUGGUGUAAUGAAUGUAUAUGCAACCUUUGUACUUUAAAAACAAAACAAAAAUGUUAUAGGUUGAUGUGACUUGAAGAGCAUCACAAACUUGCAGACAAAAUCUUGACACUGGUUUACCAGGCUACCUGUUUCCAAGCGAGGACUGUGAUUGCCCUUCUGGUGGAAGAGCAGUCCCUGCUCUGUGGGCCCUGGAUCCAAUCCCAGGUGCUCAGUCUGCCCCCAGUUAUGCUUGUGUACCUUCUUCAUGUUUUACAAAUAACUCCUGGAAGAUGAGAAUACUUUCUAUCUCAGAAAACUGGGAAUGUGUAUGCUGUGCAGAACUGUGCCUGUCAGUGGAUUUCUUUUAUAGCUCUGCUUUUUUAAGAGAGACUUGAAAAACCCAUAUAUCAAUAUUUUCCUAUACUAGCUGUGUAUUUUUGGUGUAAUUUAUUGGAUUUUAACAGAAAGGAGUUUUAAGACAUUUCUCUACCUGGUUUUAAUUAUAUUUAAUACUUCAUUCCCUCUUUGGUUUCAUUACCUUGCUUUAGACUAUGAGCUGAAUCUUGUUUGCUUUAUCCACAGCAGGGUUCUUACCCUGUUUCUUUUUCAGUCUAUGGGAGAAUUAAUUUUAAUUUCAGUUUGCAUGGUCUUGACAGACAAAAUGAGCUGCUGCAUUUUAUUUAUUUUUUUUUAGAUCUUCACAGUAUUAUUACUUUUAAAGGACAGGAUUCUUAGUUGGUUAAAACUCCCAUUGGCAAUGUAUUUUUUUUGGUAGGACAAAAAGUUGCCAUAUACCAGAGGCUCGCUGUAACUCUCCAUGCAUGUAGUCUUAGCCUGUAGUGAAUUCUGAGUAUUUUAAGUCAAUUUAACUCUUUUUCACUGUGAUCUAAGUCAACUUGAAUGACUUAACGUUUGCUGCAAUGUGAGCAUACACAAGAACAGUUACCAUAGACCACUGGGCCUUAGUAACAUGUUACUCUGACGUGUAAGCUGUAAGACCAGGAGUUCUCACUCAUUUUAUCUGUUAUAGAAGGAGGUGCAGGCAGGGAAAAGUCCAUCCCCUAACAUGGGGAAUGAUGUUCAGUUCCAUAGGGCACUCCAUGUUUAGCCCCAAAUCUCAUUCACACCUAGUGAAAAGACAGCUGCACAGGUGUAACUUUGGCGAUAUUCCAGAGAAAUCAAUUUACUGGAGUCAUUCUGUUAAAAUUGAAAGCAGAAUUACACCUAAAAAUUGUUAAAGAGGUACUUCUUCGUUUGAACAAUUGUUAAAUGCUUCUUAGUUGCUGGAAAUGCAGCUUUGCUAAUACCACGUAAUUUCUAAAGCAGAUGAAUUUGUCUGCAGGAAUACUGAGCACCUUUCUAACAAGUUAAUAAUAAAUUAUUUUUGUAACUGCAUCUUUUGGAACCUGUGUUUAUAAAAAAUAAAAACAAAAAAAAAAACACAAACCUUUUCUUCAAAAUAAGUCUAAAACCAAGUUGUUCGCUGUUAAUAGAAGCCAAUCUGAGAAGAACACACAUUCAAUUUGGCUCAAAGUUUGCUCUCAGUUCUGCUGAUAUAAAUGCAGAGUAAGUUUGUUUCCUUGGAAUUUCUCUAGAUUUACACUGAGGCUGGUCCUAAGUGACUCAAAAGGGAUAGAAACACAUGGCUAGAGUUCUGCCAUGUUGGUCCCUCUGGAGUGCCACUGCAAGCUGAGCUCCUUGCGGAGGUUUUCAGCUGUCCCCGGUUACAUAUACCUACAUUGCAUCUGCCUGGUGCGUUUUCAGUGAAGACUGACUGUAUAUGAAAAACUUACUUAAACAAAAUGUUGCUUUUUGAUUGUUUGGCUUUUUUGUUGUUAUUAUUUUGCUUUUUUCCAAGUUGUGAAUGAAUUGCCAGUGUAGGAGCCAGGUAUGUAUCUCAUUGUGGUGUUCUGGAUCCUUUCACUCCGUGUGCCAUUUUCUUCUAAGGGCAGCAAUGGCUAACUGGCUAAUGGAGGACGGAGCUGAAUUGUAUUAAUUUUAUACUUGUCUCAGGGGAUCAGCUCUGUGAACUCCAUUGCAUGAGGGAAGCUAAUGUUUGCCCUGAUUUGAAUGUAACUUUUUAAUGUCUUUUUAAAAAUAUUUUGUUUAAUAAUGUGGAUUUGUUCUUCUAGCAUCCUAGUAAAUGUUACCUAGUGUGUUGGUUCUUUUUUUCCUCUCCAGGGUUGUUUAUAUACUACCCCAAGGUCAUGCCAAAAAUUAAUAGAAGUUUAAAUGCCAAAUGUUUAUGAAACUGCUGUCUAAAUACUGAUUGAUUGCACAGUUGAAAUAAAAAAUUUCCUUAGUAAAA